AUGACAGAUCGAUCCUUAGUUUGGUCUCAGAUUCAGAAUAUUUUUUUAGUUUGCAUGUAUCCAUUUCUAUAUUAUCAAGUCAAUUCCACUUGUUCAGAUUCUUCCCUUUCUUUUACUUCAACUGUUUCCAUCAUCGGCUGAUCUCGAAAAAUCGGUACCUUCUCGAUUAAUCUUGAAAAAAUAUUUGAGACCAUAUUUUCCAAACUUGGCCGUAGGCCACUAUAUAUAUUUAUUCUUGCAAUCCAACUCGAAACUGACUUUCCCCUGCAACUCCAUGAUACUAAGAGUUUCAUAGCAUUUCAAAACCAAAAUCACAUAAUGUUGUUGCUCAUUCUGCUGUCAUCACUGGCCAUAUCUGCAUUUGGGUAUGGCUCAUUAGGCCCCAUUGCAGCUGCAUUUGGUGAGAAUGGUUUCUUCUGUGCCAUUGAUGCAGGUGGUAAGCAAGAGAUUAUUUGCUGGGAGAAGAACAAUAACAAAUCAUCUUCUUCUUCUUUGGCAUAUGUUAGUACUUUGCCAGCUAUGGUGGCUCUUUCUGGUGGAGAGGAGUUUCUGUGCGGCAUCACUGCGAAUCGUUCGGAGCCUUAUUGUUGGACAUUGUCUAGUCCUGGUACAUUUCUUGUUCAACCUGGUUUUAAGUCUAGUACUUAUUUGAAAAUAGCUGCUGGCAAGAAUCAUGUCUGUGCUAUUAGGGGGUCUUAUUAUGGUGAUGUUGAGUAUGGAAAUGUGGAUUGUUGGGAGUUUUUAAAUAAUGUUCUUGUGUAUAAUGCUUCAUUUUUUGAGCCUUAUGUGGGGGAGUCUGUUUUUAGGGAUAUUGUUUCUGGGGAUGGGUUUAGCUGUGGUGUGCUUAAGGAUGGAGGGGUUGUCUGCUGGGGUCCGAAAUCGGGUAAAUUGGGGGUUUCAGGGAGUGUGAAGAUUUUAGCUUCUGGGAGGGGUUCUGUUUGUGGGAUUUCUAGUAAAUCUGGUGAGUUGUUAUGCUGGGGAGAUUCCAGGGAAUUUGGUGAUUUCCCUGGAGGCAUUAGUUUUGUGGCCUUAUCAGCUGGUGCCCAUCAUUUCUGCGGAAUUCGAGAGGAUGAUCAUGGGAUUGAAUGUUGGGGGAGCAUUAAGUCUUCUGCAAUCCCAAAAGAUUAUGGCUUUACUGCAAUUGCUUCGUCUGAAUCCACGAGUUGUGGGGUUAGGGAAGCGGAUUUAGUUCUUGAUUGUUGGGAUGUUCAAGGGCAGUCUCCCCCAAAUUACAGUCCCCCAUUGCAGUUAUGUAGUCCGGGGAUUUGUUCUGCAAGUUCUUGUGGUGAUGGUAAGUUCUCAUUCAAUGUUAGUAUUCUUAAUGAAGCGGAAUUGGCUAGUGUAUGUGUUCAGCCAGACUUGAAGAUCUGCUUGCCUUGUGGGUCAAAUUGCUCAAAAGGAUUUUUCCCAUCUAGCCAAUGUAGUAAGAAUGUGGACAGAAUAUGCAGCGCGUGUUCUCUCUGCCAGAGCGAGUCUUGCUGGGAUGUCUGCGGGGUUCACUCUUCAUCCAAGAACCUACCUAAAGAGCGGAACAUCAAGAUGUUAGUGAUUAUCGUUGGAUCUUGUGUAAUACUUUUGGUUUUAGUUGUCACAGGCUGCUGUGUUAUUCCUCUAUUUUUUGCAAGUUCUAAUGAGGACAAGGAUAAAUCACAGUGCUUCUCCUGCUUCCGCAAGCAGUCUGUGGAGGCUGAGCCCAGCCUUGACCAUGAACUAUCCAUUUCUGCAACAGCUACAAUUGGAACUGCACAGGUGUUCCGUCUCUCAGAAUUAAAAGACGCUACAAAUGGUUUCAAGGAGUUUAAUGAGCUUGGACGCGGAAGCUAUGGAUUUGUGUACAAAGCCACACUUGCUGAUGGUACUCAAGUGGCUGUCAAAAGGGCUAAUGCUGCCACUAUAAUCCGUACUAAUGGCCGGGAAUUUGAAGCAGAACUAGACAUUCUCUGCAAUAUCCGACAUAAUCAUAUUGUGAACUUGCUGGGCUAUUGCUCGGAUAUGGGGGAGAGGUUACUGGUAUACGAGCUCAUGCCACACGGGACACUUCAUGAUCAUCUCCACGGGGAACUCUCUCCUCUCGACUGGAAUCUGCGGUUGAAGAUAUCAUUACAAGCUGCAGAAGGGCUCGAAUACCUUCACAAAGUAGCUUCUCCUCCUAUUGUUCAUCAUAAUUUGAAGGCCUCAAAUAUUCUCUUGGACUCUAACUGGGAUGCAAGAGUUUCUGACUUCGGACUUUUGAGUGUUAAUGACACGGAUUCAACUGGAAGUACAGAAAAUGAUGUUUAUAAUUUUGGGAUUGUUCUUCUGGAGAUUUUGAGUGGCAGAAAGGCUUACGAAUGUGAAUUUGAACCUCCAGCCAUCGUCGACUGGGCUUUGCCUCUAAUAAGACGGGGCAGGGCAGCUGCCAUUUUCGACAGAAACACAGCCUUGCCAAGAAAUGUGGAACCAUUGCUGAAACUUGCAGACGUUGCAGAGCUGGCUCUGAAGGAAAAUCCAAACGAACGCGCUGGCAUAAGUGAUAUUGUUCUUUGGCUGGAUCAGAUUGUAAAGAUUGGUCUGACAUUGUGAUUGUCUCAGUUGUUUCACUUCAUAUUUUCAUUAUCUGGUUCCAGGAUCAGGUAGUGUUUUUCCCUGCAACAAAAAUCUGUUGCAGGUAUGUCGUAUAUUGUGUUUUCAUUUAUUUAAAAACAAGUCUCGACUCUUGAAGUC
Daucus carota subsp. sativus is the source of this 2703-nucleotide messenger RNA. RefSeq names its product serine/threonine-protein kinase-like protein CCR2. NCBI's taxonomy places the organism in Eukaryota, Viridiplantae, Streptophyta, Magnoliopsida, Apiales, Apiaceae. Gene Ontology annotation, biological process: protein phosphorylation. The transcript has a single exon. The record is from RefSeq and is a predicted model, not a curated record. Bases 319 to 2562 code for a protein of 747 amino acids. Gene Ontology annotation, molecular function: protein serine/threonine kinase activity; ATP binding.